AUGAAACUAGAUGGUCUUCUGUUUGUCCAUUAUUUCUGCCAUAAAACAUUUGCUUACCACUUUGAGGAUGUCAAUGAAGAUGAUUGGAUUACUCAGUACUUCUUCGACGGAGGCACGAUGCCAUCUGCAAACUUACUCCUUUAUUUUCAGUCUUUGAUUCUUAUCCUUUUAAGGGCUGGUCAACAGAUGUCUUUUGAUUCUAGCGAGAAGCACCAGUGGUUUCUUUGGAUUGCUCUCUGUUUCAUGAACCGGCGGAGGCUUUGGUUGAGUGAGGUGUAUUGGAGUACUGUCGGUGGAGGUGUUCUUUGGUUGGUGUACUGUGGGGCGUUCUAUUGUCAUUCCUUGAUGGCAAGAACGGCCCUUCCUCCAGGCUUUCGAUUCCAUCCAACUGAUGUCGAGCUGGUUAUGUAUUAUCUCAAGAGGAAGGUUAUGGGAAAGAGGCUUCACUUUGAACCUAUUGCUGAGGUCAACAUUUAUAAAUUCUCUCCAUGGGAUCUUCCAGAUAAAUCAUGCUUGAAAAGUAAGGAUCUAGAGUGGUUCUUCUUCUGCCCUAGAGAGAGGAAGUAUGCUUGUGGGGAUCGAAUGAAGCGUGGUACUGAGAAUGGUUACUGGAAAACCACUGGAAAGGAUAGACCUGUCCAUUAUAAUGAGAAUGUUGUGGGAAUGGUGAGAACCUUGGUUUUCCAUCGAGGUCGUGCAUCCCAAGGACAGAGAACCAAUUGGGUUAUUCACGAGUAUAGGAUCCUAGAUGAGCAGUUGGCUGCUGCUGGACUUCAGGACAUCUACGUGCUUUGUAAAGUCUUCCAGAAAAAUGGUCUGGGCCCAAAAAAUGGUGCACAGUAUGGGGCACCCUUUAAUGAGGCAGAUUGGGAUGAUGAUCAUGAUGAUGAUGUACAAAACCAUGUCACUUCUUUGCCAUCUGAUGGUCCGUCUCUCACAGCAUCAACAUUGCCUGAAAAUCAAAACUGCUCCGUUAUAACAAGUAUGGUCAAUCCUGGAAGUAAGUCUGGACAAUCUAUUGAAAUUGGCCCAUCGCAUUUCUCCGGUCCUUCAGUUACAGAUGACAGCGUGUUACUCAAUGAGAAUGGAAAUCAUGGGAAGCAAGCUGAUCUUAAUCAGAAGGGGAAGAAUAAAUAUUUACCUUGUCUGGAUGGAAAUGAAAUAUACAAUGGUCUCUGGGACUUGGAUAAUUGGGAGAACUACUUACUUACGUCUGAACUAUUUACUGGCUUGCAGAAAGAUGGCUAUCCUCUGAACUACACUCUGCCACAAGAUGACAGCACUUAUUUGGAACUUAAUGAUCUUGACGUUCCACUGAAUCGCCCUGCUGAAGUUAAUGAAAUGGAGCAGAUGCAAUUUGAAAACUUCUUCAUACCGUUUGCCCAGGGUGAUACAGAACAGUUAAUUUUUGGAGGAAAUUUUUCUGGUAUGGAUGAAUAUGCUUCUUGCCUAGGCCAUCUUCCUGUGCCGCCUGAGAGAUCCAACCAACAAGGGAGUUGUUCAGAUGUGCUUCAGAUGGAAAUCAGCCAGUGUGACUGUGGUUACAAUGCUACUGCACAGACUUUGAAUUUUACUAGCGGAGACUCUGAGGAGUGGGCAAAUUUUGUUUGA
Fraxinus pennsylvanica is the source of this 1611-nucleotide messenger RNA. Lineage: Eukaryota; Viridiplantae; Streptophyta; Magnoliopsida; Lamiales; Oleaceae. The record is from the annotation of a GenBank genome assembly.